Messenger RNA from Drosophila yakuba, 3987 nucleotides. RefSeq names its product serine/threonine-protein kinase pakB. Gene Ontology annotation, molecular function: cis-regulatory region sequence-specific DNA binding; DNA-binding transcription factor activity. Gene Ontology annotation, cellular component: nucleus. The transcript has 5 exons. Lineage: Eukaryota; Metazoa; Arthropoda; Insecta; Diptera; Drosophilidae. Bases 1103 to 3307 code for a protein of 734 amino acids. The record is from RefSeq and is a predicted model, not a curated record. Gene Ontology annotation, biological process: regulation of DNA-templated transcription.
UUAUAAUUAGGAUAAAAGGAGCCAUACAGCUAAAAAAAAGUCUGGAUUUUACAGGUACUUAACAUAGCAAACAAUUGAUGAUGAAAAGAGAAUAUUUGUUUGACUAUACCAUACAAACUGUUGAUCUAAUCCAAUCAGGAUCUUUUGUUGUUCUGAAAAAGUGUGUAAUCCAUGAUCUUUGCUUAUGCUUGUGGCUCAGAGGAAAAACUUUUGCUUUCUUUUCGGCCGAGUCGCACAUGGAGGCGUAUUUCGUCAAAACUAUGUGGUGUAUCACCUGUGCGGAUUGCUCAGGGUAUACAGAGAACAUUGGGUACGUGGAGUGUAUAAAUGCGUCGAUUUGACGCUUCAUUGGUUGCACCCCACACCCCGCACCCUUAACCCUGCACCCUGCACCGAGCACCCUGGAUCCAGAACCUAUCUCCCGCAACCCGCACCCCGCACCAUGUCAGCGCGAAAUUGGCUAACGGACAGCUUGGCGCACAUGUUCGAUUAUGGCCGAAUCGAGCGACCAAGCAGAACCAGCGGCACAUGACCUGGGCUCAGUGGUGGCAAGUGGCACCAGUGCUUGGUUGGUUGUACCCAGAUGUGCUUGGUUGCUUUUCAAACUCAGCUUGGUACAAUACAAGAGCAAGUCCUGAGACUAUAAUAUGGCUUACUUAUUUGUACCUGCGCCAACACAGGUACGGGUCCUCUCUCCAUCGACUGCAGGCGUACCGCUUAUGUGCAUGACUGGGUGUCCGGGGUGGUGGAUGUGGAUGUGGAUGUCGCUGUGGAUGUGGAUAUGGAUGUGGAUGUGGAUGAGUGGCAGGAGGGCGCAGGCGCAGCUCAGCCCAGCCAAGUUGGUCUGAGCUCCUGGCGGCCCAUCGCAUUCCGUGGCCAGUCGCAGCGCGAGACAGUUAGCCAGUUCGGACCGACUAGUUUCCAAUUGCCGCUCUUGACUAAACCAAAAAAUUAGAAAUAAAGGAAGAAAUAUCCUUCGUGUCCCCACAACGCAACACAAGACAAAACAGGUCAAUUUUUUUCCGGUGUUACUUGCUUUUUUUCCGCAAAGUGUGUUUGGCUUGGCUUACGUGUUUGAAAGCGAGACAGCCGCCAGGACAUCAUGAUUGUCAACAUGCCCGUCAAUGGAACGGGCAAUGCAUCCAGCCCCACAUCGAAUUCCAGCAGCAACAACAACAACAAUAGCAGUACCACCAAUCAAAAUGAUAGCAACAGUAAUCUUCCCGGCGAUUACAACUUCCUGAAGCGCAAGUUCGACGACCAGGAGGAGCUCACUUUGGGCCACGACUACGAGCACAUCGAGGCGAAUCCCUGGAAGAAGCGACACUUGGACUACGAUGCCGGGGAUCUGCAGUUCCACCUGCAGCUGGAACAGCCGCCUAGUAAUCCGCCAGCCAACGCUGCACCCGCUCAAUCCUCAACAUCCUUUAUCAACGAUCUGUUUGCCUAUGAUAGCAGUCUUCUGGUGCCCACCGCCGCCUAUUCGCACUGUCCACCAUCGAGUGCUCCUUUGGAGGACAAUGGUGGUUGGACGGGUGGCGAGCUUCUGGAACUGGACCAUCGUUAUAAUUCCGGCUUGCAGGCGGAGCUGGGACAACUGAAUGCCACUCUGCCGCCGCCAACGCCAACAUCAUCAUCAGCUCAAAAUGCAUCGAAUCACACGCAGCAGUCUACACCACAGAAUGCCAGUCCUGGACAGAACCCUCAUCAGAAUCAACACUUUCUGGUGCCGCAGAAGCAGCGCAUACUGUCGGCGGGCCGACGCACCUCAUCCGGUUCGGGAAGUGGGGCAAAUGAAGCCACCGAGGUGGACUUCGAGGAUAAGAACCUCUCGUGGCUGCUCAACUUUAAGUUCGACGAGUUCCCGCACUUGUCGCCGCACAAUCAGGUACUCGGACAGGCGGUCAAUCUGCCGGAGGGCAGUGCUCCCCCACAUCUGCCUCCGACGGCAGUGGCGAUCAGCACGUCGCCCUGCAGUUCCAGCUCGCCCUCAUCCGCCUCCGCCGCAUCCGCAUCCGCCACAAGCACAAAUCAAUCCCUCGGAUCCGGUAUGGUGGAUCAACGGGCCAGAUCGCCCAAGAGCUGCUCCAAUGCAGCAGCGAUGCCAGCGGGAGGUGGAGGGUGCAACGCCUCCGCUGGCGCUUCAGCAGCUGGGGGCGUGGCCGGAGUGGGCUCCACCAAGACUGGGCGAAAGUUUGAGGAGCUGGUAAUGGAGGUCACCUCGGAGCUGGACGGUAAUGACAUGAUCGUUGCCGAGCACGUUGUCGUCGAGGAUACUUCGUCCAAAGCGCCAAAGAAACCACCGUUCACCUACACGGAGCUCAUCGAAUACGCCCUCGAGGAUAAGGGUGAGCUGACUGUGUCGGGCAUAUACCAAUGGAUAUCCGAUCGUUUCCCUUACUACAAAUCCAAUGAUGACCGCUGGAAGAACUCCGUUCGACAUAAUCUAUCGAUUAACCCACAUUUUCGGAAGGGAGUUAAGGCGCCCCAAGGAGCCGGUCACCUGUGGGCCAUUUCCAGCGGAGAUUCCGCAGAGAAUGUUCUGGCCUGGGAGCAUAAGAAGCAACGGCUGGACUUGUUCUUCAAAAUGGAGUCGAUCAAUCGUGAGCGUAUACAGCAGCAUCAGCAACAGCAGCAACUGCAGCAGCAGCAUCAGCAGCAACACCAGCAGCACUCGCCGCAGCAGCAACAGCAUCCGGCGGCACAGCAGCAACAUGUGGCACAGGCCAGUAGUUGCAUGUACGAUGAAGCGGCGGUGGCAGCGGCUACUCUCACCCAGGAAAUGAUGCAGCCGUCCAGUGGUGGCAGCACUGACGGCAACCAGCAGCAGCAGCAUCACCACCACAGCCACCAGAAUCACCACAAUCACAAUCAUCACCACCAAAGACUACUGCCCUUCAACGAUCUGCUGAGCGAUGAUGAGCUGCGAAAGACGGCGGGUCAAAUACUGAAUGGAAUCCAUCGCGAGGUGGAGGUGCAGUCGGUCAACUCCAUCAUCAGCACCUACCACGAUGUCCUGUUGGAUAAUGACUAUUUGAAUCCCAUACACAAGGACGUGGUGGUAACGGAAAGUGUCCUACGGCAGCAACAUGGCAGCAACUUGGGCGGCGGCGGUCACAACCAAAUGGGCGGCAAUAGCCACAUGGGGGGCGGCAAUUCGCAGUACUACAUCACUGAAAUUGAUCCCAUGGAGCUCGGCAUUCAGAUGUCGCACCAGGUGGAGCCCUCCGAGGAGGAGGUGCUCUUCAGCGACGAGUUCAACCUGAACUACUUUGGCUACAAUCCCGGUAGCGACAUCGUCGCUUGACCGCGCAGACAACAGACUUCAGCUCCAGUUUCAGCUCCUCCAGCUCCCGCUCAGCCAAGCAAUUGAAUUACGAAUAUAUGCAUACUUGUAUAUAUAUUGCUCGAUCCUGCUCCAUGCCAUAUGCCAUGACAACAAUCGUAAUUGUAGCCGAUCUACUCAUAAGCCAACUCUAAAGAAAUACUAGUCACACUUGAACAACACUUACAUGUAACCACCUAAAUCAAACAACCAUUUACCAUUUACCAUUUACCGUUUACCAUUUAGACCCUAUGUAUAGUCUAGUCUUCAGUGUACCAAUAACACCCCUAACCCUUAUUUUUUUGUCUAAACUUUAGUUGAAUACUUAGCCCAUAAGUAGCUUUCUAGCCCUAAGUACUUAUUCGUAUAUCUGCUCAAGAUUACAUACAUUGCAGAGAUUACAUACUUAGCUCUUGCUCCUCUUCGAAUUUAAUUAAGUGUUUUUACAUGUAGCUGAAUAUCCGUAAAUAAUACCAGGCUGAAUGAUCUCCUCUCCACUUACAUGUAUGUUGACAAAAACUGGAGCAAUAGAGCAGACGAAGUAGUACUAAUCCUAUGAGGUGGGGAAAGUGUUUAUGGUUUCCCCUACCUAAGUCCGUAGAACUAAUGGCACCUAACUGGUUUUAUUCAUUAUGGCAAAAUAUACCUUUUUUUUUAUUAAA